AUGAAUAAAGGAGUGAAACACAUCAAUAAAAAAAAGGAUUACUUACUUACUGACCUCAAUUUGAUUGGAGCCUCUGAGAGAGAGGAGAGUGUACUUGUUGGGGUCGACGAGUUUAGCUUCAGGAUGCUUACUAGCGAAUCUACGAACGGACCAAUCGCGAAAAUUCGCAGGAAUUGGCCAUGGCUGGAGAAUGUGAGCUCUGGUUUGCUCGAUUUGGAGAAGAUGCUUGCUCGAUCCCACUCUCGAUCCCAAUCGAGCUUCUCAGUUCGUAAAGCUCAAAACGACCACUCUACAAAGACCGGUUCGCUCGAUUCGUCAUCCUCGACCUCGAUCAGUCCUCACUCCGACAGAGAAAAAACGCUUGAAGCGAUGAAGAUGGAGAUCAUGACUGCUCGAUCUGUUCGCCUCGACGCCCAGCUUGGAGCUUCUCAGUCCGUAAAGCUCAAAACGACCGCUUGA
Molecule: messenger RNA, 459 nt
Organism: Eruca vesicaria subsp. sativa (arugula)
Lineage: Eukaryota; Viridiplantae; Streptophyta; Magnoliopsida; Brassicales; Brassicaceae
Source: the annotation of a GenBank genome assembly